UUUAUUUCCCCAGACCGCCCCCCCCCCCCAGAGUUCGCGGUUCGUCCUGCGCUUGUCUUUGUACACAACCUCCUCUGCGGCGCUCCUUUGGUCCGCAGGUGGAAGACCGUGGAACCAAUGCCAAUAUUGCCGCCGCCGCUCUUCUUCGGCAAAAGGACAUAAAGCCCCGGUGACGAAACGGAGCAAUUACGCCCCGGUCCCCGUUCUGCAAACGGGGGGGAAAUGGCAACCGAUAUGCCACAAUGGUGUGUCAUCCGCAGGCAUGCAUCCUAUGUUAUUACCCCUAACCGGCGCCGAACUCGCAGCGGUCGAGUUGGUCUCCUGUUUUGAUGAAAUGCCGCGCCCAGCAAGAAGCCUCGUCACGCAACUCUUGGGGGGUGGAAUAGUGCUCAUCCACUUCGCGCGGUGUUGGCAUCACGCCAGCGCGCCCAUCACUGCCCUUUUCUGCCCCGGCUCCGCGGAGGUGAUUGUCAGGCCACUAAUUAGCGAACCGUCGUCACCUGGGCAAAAAGGGCCAUUGGCCCCUGGCCUUGGAGGGCCGCGAAUUACAUUCUGUGUAGUCCUGAGCGGGUACAGGUAGAAUGCCAGAGCGCUUUAGUCAGCGGCCAGUGGAUUAAGCCAAUGAGAAGGCCAGGAUUCAG
Molecule: messenger RNA, 641 nt
Organism: Colletotrichum navitas
Lineage: Eukaryota; Fungi; Ascomycota; Sordariomycetes; Glomerellales; Glomerellaceae
Exons: 2
Coding region: 263-580 (105 amino acids)
Source: RefSeq, a predicted model, not a curated record